Molecule: messenger RNA, 7771 nt
Organism: Gigantopelta aegis
Lineage: Eukaryota; Metazoa; Mollusca; Gastropoda; Neomphalida; Peltospiridae
Product: serine/threonine-protein kinase 11-interacting protein-like
Exons: 21
Coding region: 506-4717 (1403 amino acids)
Cellular component (GO): cytoplasm
Molecular function (GO): protein binding
Source: RefSeq, a predicted model, not a curated record
ACGAGUGUUGAUUUAUCAACCGAAAAACAAUAUGUGAUAUUUGUAAGACAUAAAUAAUCACGCAUGUUACGUGAUCGUAGUGUUCUAACAACAGAAUUUAAGAUUUAUUUACUAAUUUAUUAAGAGGCUGAGGCAGAACCCGAAAUCGGGUGCAGUCAGAAAACUUGUGUAAUGACUUCGCUGAUUACAGAUCAUUAUGUUGAUCAAUUACUGCAUUAGCUCGCGAGUCGUGACUUUUGUCUGUGAAAAAAAAAAUAUAUAUGCUGUGAAAUAAAUAAAUAUAUAUGCUUUUACUGUAAAAAUCUCAAAACUACCAUAGCCAUAGGCCCAUGAUAGGGUUUUAAAGUUCAAUCAUUUUAAUUUUUAUUUAAAAAAAAAAAAAAAUUCUUCACAAGUUCAGUAACUGCUGUGGAGCAGGAUGUAUCUUUAUUUGGAUGUUAGUGUAAAGCUGAGUCACAUGCAUGUGAGUGAUUUAAUUAAGUGAAGUGACUGACCAGACGCCAGGAUGAAUCCCCUGAAUCGAUCGAAUGAUGCCAAAGACUACCACGUGCUGGCCAAUUUGUGUCGGCUGCUUCAAAAAAGUGGAGACAAAAUUCUGAAUGGAGAAAGUAAACUGGCAAUCACGACGGAAUGCCUGGUAAUGCUUAACGCCGUAUUUCGCAGACACAGUGAUGGCGACGAAAUGGAACCGAAAUCGGUGCCGGGAACACAGCAGCAGCAGAAUGCGAACAGCUGCAAAAAAGAUGUGCAGUUUCUACAACACUUCAUUUCAAAAACUCCAGGACUCAAGAUCAUGCACACAUCGGCUACCCUCCUCGGUGGAAUUCACAUUCACAGAUUUGGAGCUCUUCGUGUUUUGGAGAUGAAGAAAGUGCCCGUCCACCUGGUGGAAGGUCUCCAGAAACUGAGGGGACAACUCUGCUCGGUUACAGUCUCCAGGAGUUUGCAGCACUUACAGGAUUUCUUUGAGCUGUGCGGUGGAGAUAUGAGUUCUCCAAUGUCAUGGCCAGAACUAAAAUCUGUGUAUUUAAGUUUUAACGGAAUUGAGAUGCUCGAUGGAUCUUUGCGGUUAUUACCAUUGCUACAAGUGUUAGAUCUGAGUCACAACAAUCUGCAAACCACAGAAAACUAUCUGGAAUAUUUAACAGAAUUACAGAGAUUAAACCUGGGAUUCAACAAUCUAGGUGCCAUUCCGUCCUUCUCACUGUCAGCAAAAGCCAAACUGAAAACCCUCGUACUUAGAAACAACAAUCUCGAUAACAUACAAGGUGUAGAAGAAAUACCUCUGCUGGAAGAUUUAGACAUAUCCGAAAACUGUCUGGCUGAUCAUGCUAAUCUACAACCACUGAUGAACCUUAACCGAUUGAGAAGAUUGAGCACCAUUGGUAACCCUAUUUACCAACACAGAGACCAUCGCAUUCUGACAUUGUGUUGUACCUCACCUGUCGCACUCCAGAAGCAGUUUGAACUGGAUGGAAAGUCUUCAAGUUCUUCUGAAGUGAAAACUGCUUUCAUCCGAAUUAAACAUCAGUCUCUGUCCGUAUCCCGACGACCGUCGUCAAUCGCCCACAAUGCAAUAGUGCACCACACUGAAGACAGACAGCCUCCAUUAACUAGCGGAAUAUCUUCAGAGUACUCGUUCUACGACUCGGACAGUAUCGCCACCUCACUUCCUGUCGGGUUGAGCGUACAUCGUAAAGGGAAGAAACGCUCCCGACUCAAACCUACCGACUUGGAUUCCUCGUUCAAUGAUGAAGUGUCAUCUAAAGAAAACUCGCGGGCUUCAUCACCGACAAAGGGAAACAGUAUUGCCCAUAAUGAGAUUAUGAAAACACAACAGGAAGUGGAAGUGCUCCGCGAUCACUAUGGACCUAACUGGCUACACGCGAUGGGUGACAAAUUUCAGGACUCUACACAGAGUGACGCUUCAAACAGCGAUGCCGAUAGUGGCAUACACUUCAACACAAAAACCCCAGAAAAAUCCAUCCGGACCAAUAAAAACGGAGUCAUUAAUAAACAGACCAAUCAGAACGAGCCGUCUGAAGACGACCUUUAUUUAAAGGAAACAUUCACCAGUAUCAAUAUUUGUGAAAAAUAUAAUUCGGUUGGCAGUGGUGUGUUAAAAUCGGGGAGGAAGAUACAAGAAGAAGAUGAUGCAGAUUCAAAAUGUGUGUUAGAUAGAAGUGAUGAAAAUGACGUAACCGUGUCAAAAGAUUCGCAGGUGGAUGCUGGAUCUGGAAUAGACUGGAAACAAACAAGAGUAGAGGAAGAAAGCGGAAAUGUCUAUGGUGAGGAAAGUGAACCGUUCAUCGUUCUUCUUGUUCACAAAAACUACGAACAGCUGAUCGUGACGACAAACGAGAGAUUUCUCGUCGAGAAGGAUCUGAACGGCUUGGUCGUCGAGCAGCUUGACCUGAGGUCGUUGCUAGGCAUUGAGAGAUGGGAGGAUGCUGUACACCACAACCUCGUGGAUGGGGAUGACAUCGUCAUGGCUCACAUCCGGCUGACAUUCGACUAUGUGCGCAGAGACCGCAGGGAGAGGUUGUACGUUAUGGAGGAUGAUGAUAAUGCGCAACAAUUUGAGGAUUUGCUUCAUCCUUUUUUGGAGGAAAGAGAAGUCAGGUCACUUCCAAUAGUUAUUUUCCAGUGUCUUAAAUGUUCGCAUCACUUCACCAAAAAGGAGGCAAAGAAGGCAACAGAUUGUCUGAAGAUGCCAUCAUCGGGGAGCAGUUUAGAUUUGGAGAACUUGAAGAAUUUAGCCAGCAUACGUUACCUGUGCCCGAAAUGUAACACCAACAAGGUCAUUGAAGUGGAGAGGUCACCCGGGUCACAGCCAUCAUCGUCUACGUCAACACCCGUGGGAUCGUAUUCUUCAGGCAGCCACUUCGCAAGCGGAGCAGAUCUCCUCAAGAAACUGAGUCCAGCCAAAGUGCGGACGCCUAGCUUAGACUCUCAAGGUAUGCUGCGGAGCCCACUUGCUAAAUCGACCCCUCAGAAGCAGAACGGAAAUAUUUCUGACAGCGAAAUAAUACGAACGGGACAAGUGAACAAAAAUCUGGCAAAGGACUUUCCCCCUGAUAACAGUAACAGGCCGAGGAGCAAUGCGUUUACCACAACACAGACCCAAUCAGACACUCACGAUUCUCAGUUCUGCGUGUCCGAUGUCAAGAUGAUAAUUCCGCGUGAAAAGUCCGCCUCGGAGCUACAGGAGGCGGUGAAGAAAGACCAGCGAGUUCGCAUCGCUUCGGUCGACAGUGACAUCACCGUCCUGACCAACCCGAGCGAGUGCAGUAUUUCUGUCAUCUCGGAGACGAGUUCCGACAAUGACAACACAAAGACGUCGUCAGCCGUUACGUUCGAUUCCUUCGAUGCGGAAAUGCCGACGCUUGUAAACUCUGUCGCGGGCGAUUCGUCUCGCAACAAGGAGGUGGUAACUCCGCUGGGCUCUCCUCUGUCGAACAGUAUCUGCAGCAGUAUGGUGUCGAGUGUGUACCAGAACAGCGUGAUAGCGGGAGAUGAAAUCUCCACGGAGACGGAGUUGCUCGUCAAUAAAUCGUCCAGUGACGAUCUCACCGUUUACGAGGUUGACACUGCAGGUCAAGGUCGUAAAAGUAUUUAUGAUCCCGUUCAGUGUUCGAACAACGUGGAACAAGUGUGUGACCCUGUUUCUCAAAAAGACACUACGGAUUCGUUUAACGAGAAUUCAAAGGAAGAGGAGGAGAGUUUCCCAGGGGAAGAUAACUCUGAUGAAGUAGUCACAAGAAGUCGCUCUGCGGCCAUCUUGGAACAGCCCUUCACAGAUAUUGAUCACAGACUGAAACUUCAUCUGAUGAUGACCUUGUUUGAAGACACUGAGGACUUUGAGUGUAUUUUUCGGUCGGAUAUUGUUCAGUAUCUUAUAGAAGAGGAGUUUAGUGGAAUCUUCAUAAUGACAUCGGCAAAAUUCUACAUUCUCCGAGUUGCACAAGACGCCUCGAGUGAAAACCCAGCCGAUUGGCUGAAGACUGUGGACAUUCAGCCAGUGCCUGAACUGCGCUACAUUGACAUGGGUCUGGGAUGUCAGAGUUUCCGUCUCGAGUUCCGCACCGAAUGUUCGUGUUACAAUUUUAUUGUCAGAGAUGAAAGCAGGUGUAAAAAGUUUGUCGAUUUUCUGGAAGGUAUUAUUCAGCAGAAUCCUCUGAACCAGCUGUACGAGCGACUGGACGUGAAGAUCCACAAAGACGCGAGCCCGAACUCACUCGACUUGCUGCGGAAAGAGGUGCUCAGGCAGACGGACGACGACGGCGGGCCCACUGUUCUAGUCCGAUACGUGAUGGGCUAUCUCGUCAGAGGUCACAAUCUGCAGUAUCCGAUUAGCUUUGUGAUAUCGAGUACGGAGAUCUGCCUGGUGAGGGAGAACCAUCAAUGGCCACAGCCUCGACUCCAGUCCCCGCUCUCACAGUCUGAUGUGGGCAAACCUUUCACCGUGCUAGAGAGACAGGCCAUCAACAACAUCGCCACAGUCGAGAUUUCCACAGAGGAGAAGACAAGAAUGCGAAUCACAUUCUUUAACGAGAAAUCGGGCGAUGAAACGUGUUGGCAGAUCACCAUGGAAUCCUCAAACGGAACCCAGGCACUGGUUGACGCAAUCAGAGAACCAUGGGAGACAGCAUUCGGUGUCGACCUUGAUGUAGCCAUGGUUACCUUUGAUGAAACCAUGGUUACCUUUGAUGAAUGAUGAUGGCUACCUGUUUCACACAUUCCGCAUUGUACACCAAUAGCUGAUGUAUAUUUUUGUUAUGGGGUGUCGUUUAGACAUUUAUUCACUAAUUCAUUCCGGAUUGUGCCAAAAUCUGAAUUAGGAGCUGUUGAACAAGUGAUCACAUUUGAAAACACAAUUUCUGUAAACGUUUAAGUCUUACACAGUGUGUAUUUCAACCCUCAAUUAUAUAGUGGGUUGAAUACAUUUAAGACUAAUUAUUUUUAAUGGCACGGAAUAGAAAUGAUGUAUUUCACCAUACUGAAGUCAUGGUUUUAUCUGAAUGUUUUUUCAUGUCUGUGACAUUAAUAUUAAUAUCAUUUUUCAUUAAUCAGAAGUAAUCUUUUCAACAGAUCUGGUAAUAUAUGUUGGUGCUUAUUUUUCAAAAGCAUUAACAUAUAGAACUUGUCAUUUUGUUCAUUGAUAUGUACAUAUGUCGUUAUACAAAUUCACAUUUAAGAUAUGACAUUGUAGAUAUAUUACCAAUAUGUACAGGCACGUGUCGUUUUAGUCCCCUACUAGUCCAACCAGAGGGGACUAUAGGUUUCAUCUCUAUCUUUUUGUCCGUCUGUCCCACAUAUAGUUUUCCAGAUAUUUUUUUACAAAGCCUUGAGAUAUUGUCCUGGGCGCCGUUCCAUGAAGUGAUCUUAGCCCUAAGAUUACCUUAAACACACUUACUUAGGGCUAAGAUCGCUUCGUGGAUAGGGGCCCUGAAAUUUUGUGUUUAGCUGUAUUAUGUAAGUUUUAACUUUCACAGCGAUUUACCCAUUUUUUAUAGAGUUAUGGCCCUUGAACUUAGGAGAUAUGAACAUUUAUUUUCUUUACUUUUUUUUUCAGAAGCCCUUGAGAUAUUAACCUUAAAUUUUGUGUAUAUCUUUGUCAUGUACUGUUACAGAUUAAAAGAUUUAGUUUGACUUUCAUGGCAAUUUACCUGUUUUCGAUGAUGUUAUGGCUCUUGAGAUAUAAAAAUUAGUUUUCCAGACUUGAUAUGAAAUUUUGUACAUACCUUUUAUCAUGUAAUGUUACUGAUCAAGUUUAACUUUUAUGGUGAUUUACCCACUUUUCACAGAAGUAUGGCCCUUGAAUGUAGGAGAUACGAAAAACAUUUGAGUUAGUACAGUUGAAAUUGUGUGGUCUUGCCCACUUUUCAGAGUUAUGGCCCUUGAAUGUAGGAGAUAAGAAAAACAUUUGAGUUCAGUACAGUUGAAAUUGUGUGGUCUUGCCCACUUUUCAGAGUUAUGGCCCUUGAAUUUAGGAGAUAAGAAAAACAUUUUGAGUUCGGUACAGUUGAAAUUGUGUGGUCUUGCCCACUUUUCAGAGUUAUGAUCCUUGAAUUUAGGAGAUACGAAAAACAUUUGAGUUAGUACAGUUGAAAUUGUGUGGUCUUGCCCACUUUUCACAGAGUUAUGGCCCUUGAAUUUAGGAGAUGCGAAAAACAUUUUGAGUUCGGUAGGGGACAUGCAUUGCUUUAGCAGUCCUCUCAUAACGCUUGUUAACAGUUCUGUUUAAAAAAAAAAAUUCACAGUUGGGAUAUGACAGUGUAAACAUUAUUAAUAUGAUUGUACAGGUAUAAAUGUCUUUUUAAUAAUUCUGCUUUAAUAUUAAGUGUGGGGAUAUAACAGUAUUAUGUACAUGUAGCAUAUUAUCAAUAUGUACUGGUACAGAUGUCUUUAAUACAGUUCCAUUAAAACAAAUUUAAGAAGUAAUGGUAUAUAUUACAGUGUAAUUAUAUUAUGAAUAUGAUUGGAUAAACAGUUGGUAUUCAGGGCACAAUAUUUCACGAGAAUCGUCGUUCUGUUCGCGUGUCGGUUAUGCAACUUUAAAAUCACGUGAACCGCCAAUCGGUUAUGUGGAGAACAGUUACAUUCUAAAAUUAAAAGUACCAUAUAUUAGUAAUGAAAGUGAAAAUCAGUUUAUGAUUUUAAAUACAUUUGAGCCACCAAUGUAGCACAGAACUGUAGUUCAAGUGUUUUAGGAUUAGGUAGGCCUAACUCGAUCGGUUACGAGAACUAUAUUCACGUAACCAAACUGAACAAUCGGUUACCCAAGUAAAACUUAUGUGAAUUGAUUUCCAGUUACCUAAGAUUUUGAAAUAUUGACCCCUGGUAUUUGACAGUGUAAACAUAUUAUCGAUAUGAUUUUAACAGUUUGUAAAUGACAGUGUAAAUAUAUUAUUGAUAUGAUUGUAACAGUUGAUAUACGACAGUGUAAACAUUAUCGAUGUGAUUGUAACAGUUUGUAUACGACUGUGUAAAAAUUAUCAAUAUGAUUGUAACAGUUUGUAUAUGACAGUGUAAACAUAUCAAUAUGUUCAGCUCAACAUCUUUAACAAUUCUGUUUCUCUAUUUGCAUAAACAGUCGUGUCUUUUUUUUUUUAUUGUUUUGUCUUAAUGCAGUCAAUAGGUGAGAGAUAGGUUUUACUUUUCCGACAACAGCAACAACGGCAGUAUUUGUGUCUGGCUCCAAUAUUUAAUUUUUCGCACUUCUAGUUCCACUUCUCACAGACUGUAAGUCUUAGAUUUAAGAGACUUCAGUUAUGGUAGCAUCUUGUUCAUCAUUAUUGUUCAUCUCGGUGGAUAUUAAUUUUUUUAGUUUUUUGUUAAAUGAUUUACAUUUUGAAAAUAAUUUUCCUCAGUAAUUCUUUUUCUUUUUUUUAAAACUAGACUAUUCCUAAUUGUUAGAUCUUAAAAACAUUGUCACAGAUUAUUUCUUUAUUCAUCAAAUCAGUUUGAAAACAUCGCCACAUAUUAUUUCUGUAUUCACCGAAUCUCUUUGUAUUACGUGAGACAUUUAAUUCUGUGAAAUUCCUGUUUUUAGAUUUAUGUAGAUUAGGUUUCACAUGAACUGGUGCUAAUUAUUACGGACUGUACAGGUGGAUCUUAAUUAUACUAGUUUAGCCAAGAUUAAAUUGUUUUCUCUUUCCAUUUUUUUUUUUUUUUUACUUAUUAUUUUUUAAAAGCUAUUUUGUAGGGUAUUUUUUCACCAUUUUCUAUUAUUUAAAAAAUUUCCUUUAUAGUUCUUUUUCUUAAUUUU